GAAAUUAAAGAUGGAGGUCAAAGUUUCAAAAAUCUUUGAAAAGUACAAAACAUGGGUCUGCAGCAGCCAUGAAACGACCAGUCAGUUCGAAUCAACUGUGCGGAUACUUUCCUAUGCUAUAUCAGCGAGGUCGGAAGAUUCUGUGCUGUCUGAACUGUUAUAUUCUGCAUCCAAUCUACUGGUCCUACUCAAUCACUCAAUUCUGAGACAGACUGCUAGACUGAAGGAAAAUGUGCCGCUACCUCAAAAACGCAUUGAGAUGUGCCUGGCCAUUAUUGAGUACAGUGAAGUAUUUCUAGAACUGGCCACUCGCAAGCUGAGGGGCAACAGCGGAAAAUGGCUGAUGAUUGUCUGUAUCCACAUAGCAAAGUCUGCAUUGAGAUUACUUCUCCUCCUUAAACACAAGUCUGGAAUACAAGCCAGUCCAGCUGUACCUCUGCUAAAUCGCAAGAAGGAACUGGAUGAAAAAGCACAACAAACUGACUUGAGCCUGGAGCCAUUUCUGGCCUCAAGUGCAGACCCAGACAAGAAAGCUCCAGAUACAUUCACAUUGAAGAGGUCGGGGAAAGUUGUCAGAACACUAAGUGCAACUCCACCCCUGAACUACAGAUCCUGGCAACUCCCCGAGGAACCACUCAAGGAGACUAGUAAAAAGCAGCUGAACUUUGAUACAUCCCCCACACCUCUGAAUAAACACAGGCUGUGGGCUGAGGGACUGCAUAUCUCCAGACCUCUUAUACACUUGUUGAGUUUGUACAAAUUUGGUCUAAAAUCCUGGAAGCCUUGGUUGUUGGCAAGUGCAAUAGAUAUCAGCAGUUUGUUUAUGAUUGGAGACCCCGAUGAUUUGACCCCCAAGGAACGUGUGGAAUUAAAGCGUAGAUGUUACAUGCUGUUGUUAUACUUGCUCAGAUCUCCCUUCUAUGACAAGUAUUCAAAAAUGCGUAUUGCUCUCCUUAUGCAGGUGAUAGCUGCUUAUGUCCCAGGUGCCAGGUAUAUUGUAGGCCCAUUGCUGAACUACUUACCAACUUGGCAAGGUAUAUACGGAUAUGUUUGGGCCACGUAACCUCAUGGAUGGGAGUACAUAGGCAAUUUUGAUGAUGGAUUAUUAUUCAAAUGUGAUGUUCAUCUGUGAUGAAGUUACGAAUGAAUUCAUCAUAAAGUUGAUGAAUUGACUUUCAAACAAACUAACUACCAAAGCUUUCCCUACAUCAUUUUCUUCAAAAUUAUCGCCAACACUUUUAAGUAUGAUAGCAGAUGGGUGUUCAUGAUGGUGCAACUCUGUUUUCAAAAUGUUUCGUGGAUACAGGAAUGCUGUGCUUCAGCACUUCAGCACUGGAAAGAUCAGUACGGCUUCAAAUGAUGACAAAUUAUGACAAAUAUGAAUGCUAAAAAAUAUUAUUCUGGGACUCAUUUUACUCCAAUGCUCUUACUAAUCAAUAGUACACAGUAAAACCUGUCUAAUCUUAACGCCACUGGGACUUGUCAGGCCCGUAGCCAGGAUUUGCCAAGGGGGGUUCAGUUUUCAAAAAUUUCCAGGGGGGUUCACAUUUGACAGUUUUGGCCCAAAUAUGGCUAAAAUCACUUGAGUAUUGCUCA
This is a messenger RNA of Owenia fusiformis, 1596 nucleotides long. NCBI's taxonomy places the organism in Eukaryota, Metazoa, Annelida, Polychaeta, Sabellida, Oweniidae. The record is from the annotation of a GenBank genome assembly.